Plasmodium gallinaceum is the source of this 645-nucleotide messenger RNA. Its product is annotated as conserved Plasmodium protein, unknown function. NCBI's taxonomy places the organism in Eukaryota, Apicomplexa, Aconoidasida, Haemosporida, Plasmodiidae. The transcript has a single exon. Bases 1 to 645 code for a protein of 214 amino acids. The record is from RefSeq and is a predicted model, not a curated record.
AUGACUAUUACAUUGGAAGACCUGAAGAGCGAUAGUUUACAUAAUUUUCAAAAUAAAAGAAAAUAUAAUUGUCGUAUGAAUUUUAAAAGAUUUACUAAAAGGAGAAAUAAAAGUAAAGAAGACAAUAAGGAUAGUCAUAUUAAUAUUAAAACAGCAUUAAUAAAAAAUGAAGUGAUUGGAGAUGAUAAUGAUGAAUUUAUUGAUAAUAAUUUAAUGAGAACAUGUAAUAAAUUUAAACUACAUAAACAUAAUAGUAAAAUAGAAGUAUAUAAAACUAAUGAAAAAAAGUUAGAUAAAUAUGAUUAUGAAAGAGAUCAGACAUUUUGUUCAUUAACUGACCUAGAGGAUGUAGUAAAUGAAGACAAAAAAAAAAGUAAAUUUUUUUUUUAUAAAAAUAAAAGUCUGAAUGAUUAUAAUUCAUGUUUUGAAAAAAAAAAUAGGAAGCUUAAAUGGUUUAGACUAAGAAGAAAAAAAAAGAAGGAGUCAACCGUAGAUGAAAAUUUAAAAUAUUUAAAUGAAUCAGUUUGCUCAAAUUAUAAAGACGCAAAUCAUAGAAAUCAAUUAAAUAAUUCAUCACAAUAUACUAAAAAGUGUGUACUAAACACAGUUAAUGGAAUAAAAGGAGUUUCUGCCUGGAUAUUUUGA